AUGGCUGAUACGCACACCCUCACUUCCACAAAGCCCUUAACUUCGGGACGGCUUGGACGGCUUGAAACUCUUCUCCCUUCUGAAACUUGCCUGGUGUGGCUGCUGGGCUUGGCACUUCGCCUGGCACUGUCCUCCUGCCAGCGGGCAGACCUCACCGCCGCCAAGCACCCUAUGGUCACCACAGGCUAUGGGAAGCUUCGGGGCGUACGCAAGGAGCUGAACAAUGAGAUUCUGGGUCCGGUCGAGCAGUACUUGGGCGUCCCCUAUGCCACCCCGCCAGUAGGCGAGAGGCGCUUCCAGCCCCCGGAGGCACCAGGCUCCUGGCAGGAGAUCCGUAACGCUACCCAGUUUGCACCAGUGUGCCCACAGAACAUCCAAGGGGUGCUGCCAGAGAUCAUGCUUCCCGUAUGGUUCACCGACAACCUGGAUGCUGCCGCGGCUUAUGUACAGAACCAGAGCGAGGACUGCCUUUAUCUCAACGUCUACGUUCCCACAGAGGACGGUCCGCUCACAAAAAAACACGAUGAGUCUUCGAUGAACAGACCGAGGGACGAAGAUAUUAGAGAUCGUCGGAAGAAGCCUGUGAUGUUGUUUAUCCAUGGUGGUUCAUACAUGGAGGGAACAGGAAAUAUGUUUGAUGCAAGCAUUCUUGCUGCCUAUGGAAACGUGAUUGUCGUCACUAUGAACUACAGACUGGGCGUUCUGGGUUUUCUGAGCACUGGAAAUCAGUCUGCAAAGGGGAAUUAUGGGCUACUGGACCAGAUUCAGGCUCUGCGAUGGCUCAACGAGAACAUCGGACACUUCGGAGGAGACCCAGAGAGAAUCACCAUAUUUGGCUCUGGGGCUGGAGCCUCUUGCGUCAACCUUCUCAUCCUGUCCCAUCAUUCUGAAGGUUUGUUCCAGAGGGCCAUUGCUCAGAGUGGCUCCGCCAUAUCCAGCUGGUCAGUCAACUACCGGCCCCUGAUGUACACCAAGAUCCUGGCCAAGAAGGUGGGCUGCAGCUACAGCGACACUGCAGAUCUGGUGGACUGUCUGCGAAGGAAGAGCUUCAGGGAGCUGGUGGAUCAGGAUAUCCAACCUGCCCGCUACCACAUCGCAUUCGGACCGGUGGUGGAUGGAGAUGUGGUACCCGAUGACCCUGAGAUCCUCAUGCAGCAGGGGGAGUUCCUGAACUACGACAUCUUGUUGGGGGUGAACCAGGGUGAAGGGCUGAAAUUUGUAGAUGACAGUGAGGGUGAGGAUGGUAUUUCAGCCGCUUCCUUCGACUACACCAUAUCAAAUUUUGUGGACAACCUCUAUGGAUACCCAGAUGGUAAAGACAUACUGCGGGAGACUAUAAAGUUCAUGUACACAGAUUGGGCUGACCGCGACAACGGGGACAUGCGGCGUAAAACUCUACUUGCACUUUUUACCGACCACCAGUGGGUGGCGCCAGCAGUGGCUACAGCUAAGCUGCAUGCUGAGUUCCAGUCCCCUGUUUAUUUUUAUACCUUCCACCACCACUGCCAGACGGAGGCACGACCUGAGUGGGCAGACGCAGCACAUGGCGACGAGAUCCCGUAUGUGUUCGGUGUACCCAUGGUGGGAGCCACAGAUCUAUUUCCCUGCAACUUUUCCAAGAAUGAUGUCAUGCUCAGCGCUGUGGUGAUGACAUACUGGACCAACUUCGCCAAGACAGGUGAUCCGAACAUUCCAGUACCGCAGGAUACCAAGUUCAUCCAUACUAAGCCCAAUCGCUUCGAGGAAGUUAUCUGGACCAAAUUCAGCUCUAAAGACAAGCAGUACCUCCACAUCGGGUUGAAGCCUCGCAUCCGGGAUAAUUACCGUGCCAACAAAGUUGCCUUCUGGCUUGAGCUGGUUCCUCACCUCCACACCCUUCAUGUGGAGAUCAUCAGCUCCAUAACCACGCGACUGCCCCCUGGCAGCCCGCACCGGCCCGGCUGGAAGGGAACAGCCCAGAGCCCUGGCACACGCUCUACUCGCCACCCCACGGUCUCAACCUACCCACCCGACCCGGACCUCGAAGGUUCUGAACACCCUCCUGAACGCUUCCCAUUCCCGAGUGACACAAGGGACUAUUCGACGGAGCUGAGCGUGACAGUAGCAGUGGGCGCGUCGCUGCUCUUCCUCAACGUGCUAGCGUUUGCCGCGUUGUACUAUAAACGCGACAAACGGCACGAGCUGCUGCAACGCCGCCAUCGACGCCUCUCGCCUCAACGUGGGGCAGGGCCGGGCCUCGGCAUUGUGGGGGCUCCGCCCCAUAACGACCUGGCAUUGAGCCAGGAGGAGGAGCUAAUGUCCUUGCAGAUGAAGCAGCAGAGGGUGGAGCUCGACCACGGCACGCCUCUACCACCGCGUGGUCUACAUGGCGACUUGGAACCUCUAAGACCACCCGUGUGCCCGCCGGACUACACUCUGGCACUACGGCGGGCACCUGAGGACGUGCCACUUAUGACGGCUAACGCGCUUUCCAUGAUCCCCAGCACCAUCACUGGCAUGCAGCCCCUCCAUGCCUUCAACACUUACCCCCCUGCACCUGCACCUGCACCGAGUGCUGGGCAUAGCAACAACGCCCUGCCCCACCAGCACUCCACCACACGAGUAUAGUAACCCCUCUGAGGGGACCAGGCCCCCCAAACGCAUAGGAACACAGACCUCCGGUACUAAGAGUGGUGCUCUACACGGAUACUGUCCAACACACCGCUCCUGUCCUUUUUAAGUCCACUCCCAGCACACUGUCUUUCUCUCUCAUUCUUUCUUGUUUUACUCUUCCUGCUCCUCUCGUUCUUGGAGAAGAUUUUGGGUGGAGAAAUGUUGGCCAUUUUCCCUACUCAAUACAGCAGCUAUCCCCUACCAUUUUAUUUUUUUCUCCUGUUUUUUCCCCCUCAAGUUUCAUUGCCACCUUUCCCUUAUUUUUCUUUUCUUCUCCCCGAGUCUUUUGCUCUGCUGUAGCCGUUUCUAGUCCCCAAAAAAGAACAGUUUUUCCUACUUCGGACUGUUUUAUAAAUCAAGAAAACAUACGUGUAAAAAAUGUAUUAUUGAUAACCUUAUAAGGCUAUGAAUGAAAAAAAGAUUCUACUAUCUAAUUUUUACCAGCAUUCUUGUGCCAAGUACUGUGAUCAUCGUCCAAUCAGACGCAGUCUAGUGGACGGACGUGGAGAGAAUCACCUGAACUGGAUUUAUUCAAGGAAUUUGCAGAAUUGAGAAAAAAAGUGCCAAAUUUGUUUUUCUU
Messenger RNA from Sinocyclocheilus rhinocerous, 3232 nucleotides. Its product is annotated as neuroligin-2-like. Gene Ontology annotation, cellular component: membrane. Bases 1 to 2607 code for a protein of 868 amino acids. The transcript is spliced from 9 exons. Lineage: Eukaryota; Metazoa; Chordata; Actinopteri; Cypriniformes; Cyprinidae. Gene Ontology annotation, molecular function: neurexin family protein binding. The record is from RefSeq and is a predicted model, not a curated record.